AUGACCUACCCAUAUAGGAAGAUUCCCAGCCACUUUGCCAAAGACGAGAACAGUGAGGUCCAGAGAAAGGAAGUGACUGUCCAGGAUCUCAUGGCAAAAGUCUGCUCCAAGUCCAUGUGGGAGCGGCCCAAUGGGCCCCGGGAAGGAGACACUGGCCCUUCGGGUGCUUCCCUUCUGCCCUCGGGAGCGCUGGGGAGUAGCAGCAGUCUGAGCAAAGAGAGCCUCGAAGAGAAAGUGACUUUGGCCCCUCUGAAUCCAGCGCAGUCGGGGGAACAUCUUCGAGAGCCGGGGCUAGAAGGGGCAGUCCCUUCGGCCGCCCUGUCCACGCGGCUGCCGGAAGAGGCCGCCACCAAGCGCGCCCUCCCCUCCGGGAAGAAGCUGCCUUCGCUCAAGCAGGUGAACUCGGUCAGGAAACAGCUGCGGCCCAAAGCCACCUCCACGGCAGCUGUCCAGAGGGCGGCGUCCCCGCCUGCAUCCUCGGUCCUGGGGCUCCUCUCCUCCGCCACCGAGAAGCCCCGCCCCCCGGGAGACGCCGAGCCCGCCGCCUCCGAGGAGCCCCUCUGGCUGGACCGGAAGGCAGGUGCGGCCCCCACGACGCCCGCACCCCUGCAGAUCUCCCCCUUCACCUCGCAGCCCUACAUGGCCCACACGCUCCCCCAGAGGCCCGACCCCGGGAAGCCUGCGGCGCCUGAUGAUGCCCCCGAGGCUCCCCCAGAAGAUGCCAGUCCCAUGACCUUAAUGGACAAAGGCGAGAACGAACUGACCGGGUCAGCCUCAGAGGAGAGCCAGGAGACCACGACAUCCACCAUCAUCACCACCACAGUCAUCACGACUGAGCAGGCCCCGGCUCCCUGCAGUGUGAGCUUCUCCGAUCCUGAAGGGUACAUCGACUCCAGUGACUACCCACCGCUGCCCCUCAGCGGCUUCCUGGAGUGUACGUACAACGUGACGGUCUACACGGGCUACGGUGUGGAGCUCCAGGUGAAGAGCGUGAACCUGUCUGACGGCGAGCUGCUCUCCAUCCGCGGGGUGGAUGGUCCCACCCUGACUGUCCUGGCCAACCAGACUCUCCUGGUAGAGGGACAGGUUAUCCGAAGUCCCACCAACACCAUCUCUGUCUACUUCCGGACCUUCCAGGAUGACGUCCUUGGGACUUUUCAGCUGCACUAUCAGGCCUUCAUGCUGAGCUGCAAUUUUCCCCGCCGGCCCGACUAUGGGGAUGUCACGGUGAUGGACCUGCACCCGGGCGGGGUGGCCCACUUCCACUGCCACCUGGGCUAUGAGCUCCAGGGCGCCAAGACGCUAACUUGCAUGAACGCCUCCAAGCCACACUGGAGCAGCCAGGAGCCCGUCUGUUCAGCCCCUUGUGGAGGGGCUGUGCACAAUGCCACCAUUGGCCGGGUCCUCUCCCCAAGUUACCCAGGAAACACUAAUGGGAGCCAGUUCUGCGUGUGGACCAUCGAAGCUCCAGAGGGCCAGAAGCUACACCUGCAUUUCGAGAGGCUGUCAUUGCAUGAGAAGGACAGGAUGGUGGUCUACAGUGGCCUGACCAACAGGUCUGCUCUUCUCUAUGACUCCCUCCAAACCGAGAACGUCCCCUUUGAGGGUCUGCUGAGUGAGGGCAACAGCAUCCGCAUUGAGUUCACCUCUGACCAGGCGCGAGCAGCCUCAGCCUUCAACAUCCGGUUCGAGGCCUUUGAGAAAGGCCACUGUUAUGAGCCCUACAUUCAGAAUGGGAAUUUCACCACAUCUGACCCGACCUAUAACAUCGGAACCAUAGUGGAGUUCACCUGCGACCCCGGCCACUCUCUGGAGCAGGGUCCAGCCAUUAUCGAGUGCAUCAAUGUGCGGGACCCCUACUGGAAUGACACAGAGCCCCUAUGCAGAGCCAUGUGUGGUGGGGAGCUCUCUGCCGUGGCCGGGGUGGUGCUGUCCCCAAACUGGCCAGAGCCGUAUGUGGAAGGUGAAGAUUGUAUCUGGAAGAUUCACGUAGGGGAGGAGAAACGGAUCUUCUUAGAUAUCCAGUUCCUGAACCUGAGCAACAGCGACAUCCUGACUAUCUAUGACGGCGAUGAGGUCAUGCCUCACAUCUUGGGGCAGUACCUUGGGAACAGUGGUCCCCAGAAGCUGUACUCGUCCACGCCGGACUUAACCAUCCAGUUCCACUCGGACCCUGCUGGCCUCAUCUUUGGGAAAGGCCAGGGAUUUAUCAUGAACUACGUAGAGGUAUCAAGGAAUGAUUCCUGCUCAGACCUGCCAGAGAUCCAGAACGGCUGGAAAACCACUUCUCAUACGGAGCUUGUGAGAGGAGCCAGAAUCACGUACCAGUGUGACCCGGGCUAUGACAUCGUGGGGAGUGACACCCUUACCUGCCAGUGGGACCUCAGCUGGAGCAGCGACCCCCCGUUUUGUGAGAAAAUUAUGUACUGCACCGACCCCGGGGAAGUGGACCACUCGACCCGCUUAAUUUCGGAUCCCGUGCUGCUGGUGGGCACCACCAUCCAAUACACGUGCAACCCUGGCUUCGUGCUGGAGGGGAGCUCUCUUCUGACCUGCUACAGCCGAGAGACUGGCACGCCCAUCUGGACGUCACGCCUACCUCACUGUGUUUCGGAAGAGUCCCUGGCGUGUGACAACCCUGGCUUGCCUGAAAACGGUUACCAAAUCCUGUAUAAGCGGCUCUACCUGCCAGGAGAGUCCCUCACCUUCAUGUGCUACGAAGGCUUUGAGCUCAUGGGCGAAGUGACCAUUCGAUGCAUCCUGGGACAGCCAUCCCACUGGAACGGGCCCCUGCCCGUUUGUAAAGUUAAUCAAGACAGCUUUGAACAUGCAUUAGAAGUAGCAGAAGCAGCAGCCGAGACAUCGCUGGAAGGGGGAAAUAUGGCACUGGCUAUCUUCAUCCCAGUCCUCAUCAUCUCCUUACUGCUGGGAGGAGCCUACAUUUACAUCACCAGAUGUCGCUAUUACUCCAACCUCCGCCUGCCCCUGAUGUACUCCCACCCCUACAGCCAGAUCACCGUGGAAACCGAGUUUGACAACCCCAUUUAUGAGACAGGGGAAACCAGGGAGUAUGAAGUUUCCAUUUAA
Molecule: messenger RNA, 3087 nt
Organism: Odobenus rosmarus divergens (Pacific walrus)
Lineage: Eukaryota; Metazoa; Chordata; Mammalia; Carnivora; Odobenidae
Gene: SEZ6L
Product: seizure related 6 homolog (mouse)-like
Exons: 19
Coding region: 1-3087 (1028 amino acids)
Biological process (GO): synapse maturation
Cellular component (GO): endoplasmic reticulum; neuronal cell body
Source: RefSeq, a predicted model, not a curated record